AUUAACAUCAACGAGCAGCAUGGACAUUUCCAGCUAUUUCGAUGAAGUUCGACGUAUGAACAAGCGCCAGUUGUAUUACCAAGUACUCAAUUUUGGUAUGAUCGUCUCGUCUGCACUCAUGAUAUGGAAGGGACUGAUGGUUGUAACGCACAGCGAGAGUCCCAUCGUUGUCGUGCUCAGUGGCAGUAUGGAGCCGGCAUUCUUUCGUGGUGAUCUUCUUUUUCUUACAAACUAUCAGGAUGAUCCAUUACAGGCAGGGGAGGUUGUCGUCUUCAAGGUUGAAGGUCGCGAGAUUCCGAUUGUGCAUCGAAUUAUCAAGCUGCAUGAACAGAAGGAUGGACAGAUGAAGUUUCUGACGAAGGGAGAUAAUAAUCAGGUGGACGACAGGGGACUGUAUGCAAGCGGACAGAUGUGGCUAAAGAGGAAAGAUGUUGUAGGACGAGCGAGAGGGUUUCUACCAUACAUAGGGAUGGUUACUAUUAUUAUGAAUGACUAUCCAAGUUUCAAGUAUGUGUUGCUGAUUGGUCUUGGGUGCUUUGUUCUUCUCAACAGAGAAUAGCUGAUACUAUAUGACUGUGUAUGUAGAGUUACAGAUGUGCCACAUUGACUGAGUUUGCUGCGACUACAGCUCGUUUUCAUUGUAUGGAUUUUUCAGACAGAAAAUGAACGUUGUCGACAUUUGUGUUGGUUGUGGUGGCUCUUGUCAUGUGACUGUUUAGUGAUGGGAUUUUGACAUUGAUUUAAUUUAAAGUCAAUGAGGUUUAGAGUA
Messenger RNA from Corticium candelabrum, 769 nucleotides. Its product is annotated as signal peptidase complex catalytic subunit SEC11A-like. Bases 20 to 559 code for a protein of 179 amino acids. Gene Ontology annotation, molecular function: serine-type endopeptidase activity. NCBI's taxonomy places the organism in Eukaryota, Metazoa, Porifera, Homoscleromorpha, Homosclerophorida, Plakinidae. The record is from RefSeq and is a predicted model, not a curated record. Gene Ontology annotation, cellular component: signal peptidase complex; membrane. The transcript is spliced from 5 exons.